Messenger RNA from Cuculus canorus (common cuckoo), 4491 nucleotides. RefSeq names its product HID1 domain containing (gene HID1). Lineage: Eukaryota; Metazoa; Chordata; Aves; Cuculiformes; Cuculidae. The record is from RefSeq and is a predicted model, not a curated record. Bases 95 to 2503 code for a protein of 802 amino acids. Gene Ontology annotation, cellular component: Golgi medial cisterna; Golgi trans cisterna; membrane. The transcript is spliced from 19 exons.
GCGGGCGGGGCGCGGCGGGGCCGCGUUUGACAGUGGGGAGGGCGGCAGAGCCGGGGGAUGGCGGCGGCGUGAGGGGACGGCCCCGCGCCGCGCCAUGGGCAGCGCCGACUCCAAGCUCAACUUCAGGAAGGCGGUGAUCCAGCUCACCACCAAGACACAGCCCGUGGAAGCAACGGAUGAUGCUUUCUGGGACCAAUUCUGGGCAGACACAGCCACGUCAGUGCAGGAUGUCUUUGCACUCGUACCAGCUGCAGAGAUCCGAGCAGUGAGAGAAGAAUCCCCUUCAAACUUGGCAACUUUGUGUUACAAGGCUGUGGAAAAGCUGGUGCAGGGAGCAGAGAGCGGCUGCCACACGGAGAAGGAGAGGCAAAUCGUCUUGAACUGCUGCCGGCUCCUCACCCGUAUCCUGCCUUACAUCUUCGAGGACCCAGACUGGAGAGGUUUCUUCUGGUCAACCGUCCCUGGGGCUGGCCGAGGAGGGGGUGAUGAAGAUGAUGAAAAUGCCCGGCCACUGGCCGAGUCGCUGCUUCUCGCUGUCGCAGAUCUGCUCUUCUGCCCCGACUUCACCGUGCAGAGCCACCGGAGGAGCACUGUGGACACAGCAGAAGAUAUCCACUCCAUCGACAGCUGCGAGUACAUCUGGGAGGCAGGAGUGGGCUUUGCUCAUUCCCCACAGCCCAACUACAUCCAUGACCUGAAUAGGACGGAGCUGCUGAAGCUUCUGCUGACCUGUUUCUCCGAGGCCAUGUAUCUGCCUCCCUCCUCAGACAGCAGUAACACCAACCCCUGGGUGCAGUUCUUCUGCUCUGCGGAGAACAGACAUGCACUCCCACUCUUCACCUCGCUCCUGAAUGUUGUCUGUGCCUAUGACCCGGUGGGCUAUGGGAUUCCUUACAAUCACCUGCUCUUCUCUGACUACCGCGAGCCGCUGGUGGAGGAGGCAGCCCAGGUGCUGAUUGUCACGUUGGACUAUGACAGCUCCACCAGCUCGAGUCCCACCGUGGAUGGCACAACCACUGGCACAGCCAUGGAUGAUGUGGAUCCUCCUGGACCAGACAAUCUGUUUGUGAAUUACCUCUCAAGAAUACACCGCGAGGAGGAUUUCCAGUUCAUCCUGAAAGGAGUGGCCCGCUUGCUAUCAAACCCGCUGGUCCAGACCUACCUGCCAAACUCUGCCAAGAAGAUCCAAUUCCAUCAGGAACUCCUCGUCCUCUUCUGGAAACUCUGUGACUUCAACAAGAAAUUCCUCUUCUUUGUACUGAAGAGCAGCGAUGUUCUGGACAUCCUUGUCCCAAUCCUGUAUUUUCUCAAUGAUGCCAGAGCAGACCAGUCACGAGUGGGCUUGAUGCACAUUGGGGUUUUUAUCCUCCUGCUUCUCAGUGGGGAGCGUAACUUCGGGGUUCGACUGAACAAGCCGUAUUCUGUACGAGUGCCUAUGGACAUCCCUGUCUUCACAGGGACGCAUGCGGAUCUGCUCAUCAUAGUGUUUCACAAGAUCAUAACCAGCGGGCACCAGCGUCUGCAGCCUCUCUUCGACUGCCUGCUCACCAUUGUUGUCAAUGUGUCUCCCUACCUGAAGUCUCUCUCCAUGGUUGCUGCUAACAAGUUACUGCACCUCCUGGAGGCUUUUUCCACCACCUGGUUCCUGUUCUCCGCUGUCCAGAACCACCAUCUUGUUUUCUUCUUGCUGGAAGUUUUCAACAACAUCAUUCAGUAUCAGUUUGAUGGGAACUCAAAUUUGGUGUAUGCUGUUAUCCGCAAGCGGAAUGUGUUUCACCAGCUGGCCAACUUACCCACGGACUCCCAGUCCAUCCAGAAAGGUCUGCAGCGCAAGAAGAAAACGCCUGAGCCCAUUUCUCGCACCAACUCCCAGGAUGGGGUCUCCAUGGAAGGAUCGCGUCCAGCUGCCCCUGCUGAACCAGGGACGCUGAAGACCAGUCUGGUGGCCACUCCAGGCAUCGACAAGCUGACGGAGAAGUCGCAGGUGUCGGAGGAUGGGACCAUGCGCUCGCUGGAGCCCGAGUCCUCACAGCCUCCCCCAGAGGGUAACCUGCCCUCAGCUGCGAGCGAUGGCGAGCCCUGGAGCGCAGUAAGGCCGCACAUUACGGAGGCAUCGCAUCCCCGGCGGGAUCGGAGGCGUCUCUCGAGUGCAUCCUCCAGCGGGCAGUGGACCCCAACCCCUGACUGGGUGAUGUCUUGGAAGUCCAAGCUUCCUCUGCAGACAAUCAUGCGGCUCCUACAGGUGCUGGUUCCACAGGUGGAGAAGAUCUGCAUCGACAAAGGUCUCACCGAUGAAUCGGAGAUCCUCAAGUUCUUGCAGCACGGCACGCUGGUGGGGCUGCUGCCCGUCCCCCACCCCAUCCUCAUCCGCAAGUACCAGGCCAACUCGGGCACUGCCAUGUGGUUCCGCACUUACAUGUGGGGAGUUAUUUAUUUGAGGAAUGUGGAUCCCCCGAUCUGGUAUGACACGGAUGUGAAGCUGUUUGAAAUUCAGCGGGUCUAAGAGAGCACUUACCUCUGCAAAGAGAAACUACACUGGAUCGAAGGACUGCUGUGUGUUGCUCCAUCACAGCCAUUCCUGCGUUUCACAUCCAGCUGAGAGACCAAAAGGACAAUCACUUCAUUUACCUCCCUGUCAUUUAAAGCUUUAAUUGGGACCUGCUUGGACAUCCCUUCCCCCAGCUCACUUCGCUUCCCUCGCCCUUCCCAGUGAACCUUGAGUGAAAGCUGUCUGAGGGUUCGUCCCUUCUUGUGGUUGCACUAGAAAUCAGACUGUUCUUAGCUCUUCUGUUAUUCUUUUGCUCCUGGAUGUGGUUUGAAACCGCUCUGACCCUCUGCUUGCACCGGUCAGGGUCAGCAUUUAACUGGAAAACACUGGUUGUAAAUUGAGUGCAAGGGAGAAGCUGCUAUUCCUGCAGGAGAUGGGGUUUGGAAACUGCAGUUGCUUUCACGUGGCUCCAUAAUGUUUCUGGGACUCCCUUCUGGCUGCAGGUGUCUCCCUAGUGUCUCAGUGGCAUGUUGGUAGGGAAGUCUUUCCCAUCCAAAGGAAAGGAGGGAAGUUACUGAAGGGAAACUUCGUGUCUCAGCUCUGAAUCCCCCUACUCCUUUCCUGGAAAGCUGCUUCAGAAGCUUUGUAGCAGCUGGUGCUUUGAUGUGGUGUGAGCAGCUUUUCCUUGGCUUCCAGGCCUGGCAGCCCAUCCUUCAUGGGAGCUGCGCAGUGGAGCCUGUGUCACUUGGGAAAGUCCUGCUGGGUCCAUGGGAGCAUGUAGGGAGGAAGGGGCUGGCUCAAGGAGAGAAAGGAAGGGAUGUGGCUGGUGAGCUUGCUUAGUCUUCUCCCGUUGACUGGAAGGACAGUGUCCCCUGGGUUUGACAGGAACAGCGUCCCUCUGUCUCUGCCGGGCAGGCUGGUGCAGUGCAGGGAGCGGGAGGGGUGUGCACACUCCUGUCCAAGGCAGAGGCUUGAGGGAGACACUUAAGGAAGUUGUAGGAGCAAUUUGGAAGUUACAGGAGUAGAAGCAUCUCCAUAUGAGCAGGGAGUGGAGAGUGCUAGGGCAAAGUUUGAUUAUUCAGGGCAUUUUGCUAGUGACCAAGUUGUCAGAUCUUGAAUGUAUUGGGUCCCAAGCACGUGAAGUCUGGGAAUACAGGAUGAGGACAGGCAGGAGACCUGCUGUGACUGGCUCCGGUCAGCAGCAGGGGCUGCACUCUGUAGGUGGAGACGCCCUGGGGUUUGAGUCAGUUUUAGUUCUGCUGCUAAAGCCACUGUCUUAGACCUGUGUGGUGUUCAGACAGUGGAAUACGAGGGGGCUUUUCCCUCCCCACCAAAGCGCAGUGCUUGGUGUUCUGGUUUUCAGGUUCUGAGGAGGAUUGCCGGCUGUGAGCCGUUUGCCACAGCUUAGAGCUGGUGGGAUGGAAGCACUCCACGGAAACGGAUCUCACCUUUAACGUUUGAGCAUGGCACACACCUCUGUGUCUGGCAACCCUUGCCUGAGUUUUGAAGGCAGUGACAGGAGUGUGACCGGCCUCUCCUGGAGAGCCUGUCCUGGUGUGCUGCUCCUUGGGCACUGAAAGGGGAGCGCAGUCCUAGGCCAGGAGGAAGCUGAAAUGGAACCUUAAUGGUUUUCUGAAGGAUAAGAACUAUGUGAAGGGCAGAGAGGUCGUUCCGCUGCCUGCCUCCUGUCUCUGGCCCACUUUGCUGUCCAGCACCGCUCCCAUCCUGACCCCAUCUCCGUUCAGCUGUGAACAGGGCGAGGGCUCUGGUUCACAUGGAAUCUCUGCACUAGAAGAAUGGGGUUUGUUGGGGUGGUCUCUGAUUGUCCCAGCUGGAGUGGGGUAUCCCAUGUCCCGCGUGCUUGCUUCUUCCCUCCCACGGAUCUGCUGGUUCUCAUCAUACCUUCCGUCCUCUGUUUUCUGCUUUGUUUCUUUGAGUUUCUCUGGAAACCCUUUUUGUUUGUUUCUUGGUGUUUGGAGUCUGAGCCUUGUUCUGUGGAAAUC